CUCCAAUGAACUCUUGAACUACAAUGGAGAGCGAUGGUGCAGCGGGCCAGAUACCAGGUUCAAACGCAGCUUUGCUGAGCUUGGUGGACAGGAUUCUGCGGCUUACUCAGCAUGACCAGGUCACCCUGGCACUGACCAGCAUGGAUCGGGAGCAGUUGCAAUAUCGCGCUACGGAGGCCUCCCAGACGUUGUUCCUUUGCAACCACACAGACAGAGCUGAAGCGCAGAGGCCUGCGGAGGCAAGUAUACCAUCUCUUUGUGGCUUGGCGGUGGAGUGUAUCAAUGUGGUGGAACGUGCAGAGCUGUCCACAGUCCUGGCACGGCUGGUCACCGCGGGGUGUGAGGUUCUUGCUGCUUUGCUUUUGCCUUUGGCAGAUGGCCAGGCCUGCAGCUUCGAUUGGGUCAGAGAGACCCUGGAGGACCUGUCUGAUCAAAUUGACUUCCUGGCACUAGAGGUCUACUGUGGGCUCGGUCGGCUCGAAAGCAAAGUUCUUGAGUCAGAUGAGCUUCCUGUUGUCUUGGAUCCUAUUGAGGAUGACUUCGGCGCAUACUGGGGCUCGAUUGAACACCGGCAGGCGCUGCAAGAGCUUUCAGCCUGGCUCAUGUGUGUGCUCUUCAGGGCUCUUGGCUACUCCUCGGUCACAGCUGGUGGCUUGAUGGAGUUUGUGAACCACGACCUCCUUUGCCUUUGCUCUCUACUACGAGGCCUGUUCGCAGUGCGAUCUGAUGACAGCUCCCUACCGCAUGACACUGGUGAGAUUCAAGGCGUAGCCCUUCUGGCACUUUGCGGCCUCACAGCCCCAGACUUGGCCUUCCACCGCAGCGACGGAAGCGAGGGAGACAUCCACGAGCAGAAUCGUGCUCUCAACUUUUACUUGGAGGUGCUAGGAGCCGCCAUGGUGGAGACGGGAGUGCUGGAGUCCGCGGUGGAUGCUGCUUUGGUACGCAGUGGUGGCUUCGCCAAGGAAGGUGCAGCGACUGGUUUCAAGUUCUUUCAGUUCUUAUCCUCACUUUUGGCGCCGGUGGCCGCACCAACCCGAGAGGUUCCCCAUUCGCCUUUGUUGAAACUCCGAGCACAUGUGCAUCGAAUAGCGGACAAGCUAGGUCGCCUGCUUGAGGCGGUCCUUGCACAAGGCUUUGACAGCAAUAUCAGCCUUCGCGAGCUGCUUGCAAGUUGUGCUUGCUUGGCUGCGGCAUUGGUUUCACAGAGUGGAUUGGCUGAAGGGUGCUCCGACGACCACUUCACGCUUAGCUGCCGAUUGCUGGUGACCACCUGCUGUGACGCUCCAAACCUGGGCUGCGCUGAGGUGGGCGACCGAGCAGCCACGUUGGCUGCUUUGGGUGCAUUGGCCUGCAAUGUGGGCGAUCUGGACUAUGUGAGUCCAAGAUUCAGUGAGUACAUCAGUCUUUUGCCUGCAGAUGACAUUGCAAGAGCCCGAAUGCGUCUUACACGACAUGACCGCUAUGGCUUAGUGCUUACACCAGCGGGUGACAACCUGCUAGCUCUUUUUGGCACGGCCCCAGUGCCGGCACCCAAAGUGGUGCCAGCAGAGCCGCCGCCAGCGAAACCAGGACUGCGCGAUAUUGUGCAGAAUGCGCCGAAGGAUUUACGAUGCGCUCUUGACCAGAAGCUGCUUUGUGACCCUGUUGUAUCUCCAGGUGGGUUGGUCUUCGAGCGUUCCACAUUAGCGAGGUGGUUGCAGAAAAGUGGGACUUGCCCUGUGACGGGUGAAGCGCUUCGCCUGGAGGACUGUUCCCGCUCACCUGACCUGCGAAAGAAGGCUGGAACUGGCACCUUUGGGUUCCCCCAACUUGAGGUGUUCAAAACCCGGGCUAAGCGGCUUAGACGGGUGAUUGCUCCUUUUUUGUGCCGUGAUGUUUGGAUGAAGCUUUGAGGUUACUGAGUGGGUGCGGAAUGAGGCCCGCAGGGAUGGAACGCGAAAGUCAUGAAAAAAAACAGCGCCAUUGGCUGGUGGACGGGCAAAGGAUGAGGCAAAGCGUGGCAGUUGACUCGUUGACCAUCCCCAAUGUACACUAUGUAGCGAGUAAAUAUAUAGUGAGUUUGCAACAUGGACUAUGUCGAGUCUCAAUGGCUCAACCUAGAUUCCAGUCACGAAGUGGGUUGAAGUUCACAAGGUUGGAAUAAACUGCAUGCCAAGGAAUUCCUGCAUCGUUUUGGC
This is a messenger RNA of Durusdinium trenchii, 2180 nucleotides long. Lineage: Eukaryota; Dinophyceae; Suessiales; Symbiodiniaceae. The record is from the annotation of a GenBank genome assembly.